Messenger RNA from Corylus avellana, 1276 nucleotides. Its product is annotated as protein TRIGALACTOSYLDIACYLGLYCEROL 2, chloroplastic-like. Gene Ontology annotation, cellular component: chloroplast inner membrane. NCBI's taxonomy places the organism in Eukaryota, Viridiplantae, Streptophyta, Magnoliopsida, Fagales, Betulaceae. The record is from RefSeq and is a predicted model, not a curated record. Gene Ontology annotation, molecular function: lipid carrier activity; phospholipid binding.
UUUGCCCUUUUGAUAUAUACCCCAUUGGAGCUCUUGCCAUUGUUGAUAGGCUAUUGGUGCAAAGAUUUUCCAUCUGGGUUUGAGUGCAAAAUGGUUGGAAAUCCGAUGGCCCAAGUGUUUUCAUCGUCACUUAUUACUUUCCCUUGUACUUCUUCAAAUUGCUUGCCUCCUUUUCCAUUGAAAUCAAGAAGGAAACCUGCCCGGGUAAGAGCUGCAUCCGCUGACGCAGAAAGAAAGAACAAUAUUUGGAGUCAAACAUUGCGGCCAUUGAGGGAUUUUGGGUUCGGUCGGAGGAGCAUUUGGGAGGGUGGGGUUGGGUUGUUUCUUGUUUCCGGCACCGUUCUGUUAGCGGUCGGUUUGUCUCGGUUGAGGGGGUUCCAGAUGCGGUCUAAAUUUAGGAAAUAUUUGGCUGUGUUUGAGUUUGCUCAGGCUUGUGGUAUUUGCAGGGGAACGCCUGUGAGGAUCAGAGGAGUGACCGUUGGCAAUGUUAUCCGCAUUAAUCCUUCAUUGACAGGCAUUGAAGCAGUUGUGGAGGUGGAAGAUGAUAAAAUGAUCAUACCUCGAAACUCAGUUAUCGAGGUGAACCAGUCGGGUCUUCUGAUGGAAACUUUGAUCGAUAUCACACCGGUGGAUCCAAUUCCAACGCCUUCAGUGGGACCGCUGCAGCCGGAAUGUGUUGAAGAAGGUGUAAUUGUGUGCGAUAGGCAAAAGAUGAAGGGAAAUCAAGGGGUGAGUUUGGAUGCAAUGGUGGCGAUAUUCACCCGCCUGGGACGUGAAGUGGAGGGCAUUGGUGUUGCACAGGCCUUCUCACUGGCUCAACGAGUUUCCUCAGUGAUUGAAGAGGCAAAGCCAUUGCUGGCAAAGAUCAAAGCACUGGCUGAAGAUGUUCAACCUUUACUGGCUGAAGCUCAUGAUGGUGGUGUGCUAAGGGAAGUUGAGAAAUUAACCAGAAGCCUCACUGAAGCCUCUGAGGAAUUGAGAAGGGUCCAUUCAUCUAUCAUGACCCCUGAGAACACAGAACUCAUCCAGAAAUCCAUUCAAACUCUGGUUUUGGCAUUGAAGAACGUUGAGAAUAUAAGCUCUGAUAUUCAGGGAUUCACGGGCGAUGAGGCUGCAAGGAAGAAUUUGAAAUCACUUGUCAAGUCCCUCAGCAGGCUAUUGUGAAAAGGUGGAAACAUAAUAGGAGGUUAAUUGGAUGGUUAACAAGCCUCCUCCCUUAUCAAUGAAGGAAAAUGCUUGAGGUGUUACAAUUUUUACCACAUUCUUCUUAUAAACU